UGUCUUUGUCUAUGUGUUGGAAGGCUUUGAAUAAGUGAUCAUCUUGAUCCAGUCUGUAUCUAUGCAACGUCCCUGAGAUAAGCCUGAAAAUAUAAAAAAGGCUUCUCAAUCAUUUUUAAGAUGACUAUGGAAGCGUGGAAAGAAAUGACAGUACUAACAGCUUCCAUGAGCAGUUUUACUUCAGCUUCAGAGAGAUUAGAACCAGUCCGGUGUUAAGUUCUUCUUGAGUUAAUGUCGUUAUCCAUAUUACGCAAACAUGGUUUUAAGACCUUUAGUUUCCUCUUCCGAUAGACUCUCUGCAAUAAUCUGCUAUACAAAAUCAGAAACACAAGCAAUGAUCAGAGAGGCAAAACAGAAGAGAAUGCUUACUUCCACAAGAGAAGUUUGUAGUUUUUCUUACCUUUGGAGCUAGCUUCUUAAGCUUGCUCAUUGCUCAGAAUUGCCUCAUCAGAGAUAACGCAGCACUAUCAAUAGGAUUGUCUGAGGCUUCUUCACCCCCUCUGAUCCAAGGAUGUUCUGUGAAGACAUUAGAAAGCAUGCUGAUUACACAACCACACUUAAUGUUUUGUUUUAAAAAGAGACUAAGUGGACUUUACAACAAUUACAUUACAGAUUCACAAACCAUAUAAACUACAGAGAUAAAUAAAUAAAACAAUCAAAGAAUAUGUUAGCUUUAUAUUACCUUACCAAAAAGGAGGUACACCACAAAGCAAGAUGUAUAGAAUAACCCCUGAACUCCAGAUGCUGAUCUACUUCUUGUAGCUUCGUCUUAAUACUUCAGGAGCAACAUAGAAAGCACUCCUUACAACAUCCCUGUACACUUUUUCCGUAAGCAUAAAACACACCAGAUUAUCAAUUAAAAGGGCAUAACUUGACAACGUAACUGUGUAUCAAGCAGACAAUUACCCACACUAAAACUUGCAAAGCCUCUGUUUUGAAGCAGACCACUAUGUACUAAAUGAGAUCAGAUUCAUAAACUCCAAGCAUUCAUUAGAAUCUUAACAAAAUCAGAAGACACAUAUUUGAUUACACACCUCACCUUCUUCUAUGAACACAGACAAUCCAAAGUCAGUAGCUUUGAGCACAGCAUCCUCAUCUUUACUAGUAGCGAGCACAGUAAAAAGAAAAAGUUUCAUACGCUCCGCUUUGUUAACUGCUUUAAACUGAAUCAAGAAGCAAGAGAUUAUCAUCAACACAUCGAUAGGAAACCUGGCAGUUUUUUCCCGGAGAAUCAGUGCCUGCAUAUUUCAAUUAUAAGCCUGACGUUGAGGCUUGUGACUGGAGGGAGAUGAAAAUCUCUUGUUGCAUCAAGGACAAACCGAAUGUUGUUAAAUCUACACAUUCAACUUUAUGGUUCGAAUUCUAUCCAACUUCAAAGGAGCAUCUGGUCGUAUUCGAAUUUGAAGAAGUAUAAAAUGGAAGAUUGAAGAAUGCGGGCUACGUCCUCUGAAAUCUCAUUUUCAUUAGUUACUGUUUUUAAAUCCUUAAUUUUCAAUUGAUGUGCAUUUUUUUCUGUAUUAAUUAGUGUAAGAUUAUCAUUGUGUGAUAUUGAGUUUGAACAAAAAUGUGUAGCCAAAUAUAUGUUUAUAAGAGUAUGUGCAUCAUAUAAAUUAUUCAUUCCUUCUAUACCUUGAAUAUCAAGCAAACAAUUGUUAACAAAACAGAAAACAAAUAAAAAUGUCUGCAAUCUGUCCCAAGUCAGUUAAAUGAAGUUCCCAUUCACCAUAACCUACUUUUUCUAAAGUUCUACACACGAUCAAAGUUUCCAUUCACCAUCAUCUGUGCUAAAACAUAUAAUGAGAUCAGAUUCUUAAGUUAUAAACUAUUGUAUGAUCAUAAUCUUAAGAAAUCUAAAACAUUUGUUUAUAUUUAAAUGAUAAAGCAGAAGAAGAAAGCUGAUUGCAGAUACUUUACUAAACCUACUUUCUUGUCAAUAGAGUUGAAGCCCAGGAGGAAACUUCCAGAGAAGAUUAAUCUCUUCGCUGUAAAAUUUCAAGUGUGAACUCAUUAAUAUUGAUGUAGAGACACUGAUUUCAAUCACUACUUCCUUGAAGUUGCUUCAGCUCUUCCUUGCCUUUUCCUCCUUAGCAUAGGAUGCCCCCAACGCACUGUUCCCACUACAAAGAAUGGUGGAGCCAUGCAUUACCUUUCAACUUUAGGCACAGUGAUUUUUAUCUGUGAAUCUUUUUUCACCACAAAGUCUCUCUCAGUCAACGGAGUCAACUUUUCAUGUAGCUUUGUUCAAUUAUACAAAAAGCAUCUUUGUUUCACUCUUUGCUCCACAAUCUGUAGCAAGCUCAUUGAUCCUUUUCCCCACCUCACAAAUGGAUUUCUCUCUUUUCCUUACCAUCGUUGCUGCUGCAAUAGGUUUCUUCGUGAUUCGAAGAUUCAGAUUCAAUCCAGAAAACAAUGAAAUCGAUACUUCGUCUUUGUCUCCAUCAUCACCACCAUCUUCUUUAUCUUCUAGGUCUUUGUCUACUUCAUCAACUCCAUCUGCUUUGUCUCCUUCAUCGGCUUCUCCAUCUUCUUCCUCUCAUGUCUGGAUGUACGAUGUCUUUCCGAGCUUCCGUGGGGAAGAUGUUCGAAGAGACGUUCUAAGUCACAUUCUAAAAGAGUUUACAAGAAAGGGAAUCACACCAUUCAAUGAUAAUGGGAUCAAGAGAGGAGAAUCCAUCGGUCCCAAACUCAUACAGGGGAUUAGAGAAUCUAAGAUCGCCAUCAUCUUGCUCUCGAGGAACUACGCUUCUUCAACAUGGUGUCUUGAGGAGUUGGUGGAGAUUAUGAAGUGCAGGGAAGAAUUGGGUCAAACUGUGAUGGCCAUUUUCUACAAAGUAGAUCCAUCUGAUGUAAAGAAGCUGACCGGUGAUUUCGGGAGUGUUUUCAGAAAAACUUGUGAGGGUAAAGGUGAGGAGGACAUUGGAAGAUGGAAACAAGCUUUGGAGAAGGUGGCCACAAUCGCUGGAUACCAUUCCUACAACUGGGAUAAUGAAGCAUCCAUGGUCGAAACAAUUGCCAGUGACGUUUCAAAUGAGCUCUUUAAUUUUGUGCCAUCAAGGGAUUUCGAAGUUUUUGUUGGCAUGAGAGCUCAUAUGAUAAAUCUGAAACCGUUGUUGCUCCUAGGCACCAAUGAAGUGAGGAUGAAAGGGAUUUGGGGUCCUUCUGGAAUUGGUAAGAGCACCAUCGCCAGAGUUCUAUUUAACCAACACUCUCAUCAGUUCCCGUUUAGUGUCUUCAUGGAGAAAAUUAAAAGACGUUAUCGGGGACCUUAUAUCGAUACGUACAGUGCACAAAUUCAAUUACAGGAAGAGUUCCUGUCCAAACUAAUCAACCAAAAAGAUAUCAAGAUUCAUCGUUUAGAAGUUGUGCAAGACAGGUUAAAAGGCAAGAAAGUGCUUGUGGUUCUUGAUGACGUGGACCAUUUGUUGCAACUAGAAGCCGUGGCGGAAAAAGCUCAGUGGUUUGGUCCUGGAAGUAUAAUUGUCAUCACAACGCAAGAUAAAAAGCUUUUGACUGCUCAUGAGGUUAAAUAUAUUUACGAGGUCGAGCUUCCACCUGACAAAGAGGCUCUUGAAAUUUUCUGCAGGUAUGCUUUUGGUCAAAAGUAUCCACCUGAUGGCUUCAAAGAACUUGCCUGGGAGGUUACAAAACUUGCUGGUAAGCUCCCUUUGGGACUGAGGGUUAUGGGAUCUCAUUUCAAAGGAAGGCCCAAGCAGGAGUGGCAAGAGGAACUACCAAGGUUAAGAAGUAGACUUGAUGGAGAAAUAGAAAGUACUUUAAAGUUCAGUUAUGAUGCCUUAUGCGAUGACAAUCAAGCUAUAUUUCUUCACUUAGCAUGCUUUCUCAAAGACGAAUUGCCGGAAACUGUGGAAAGGUGUCUUGAAAAGAAUUUUGUUGGUGUGAAAGGUUGUCUUCGUGUUUUAGCUGAGAAAUCUUUCAUAUACUUCGAGUGGGGACGUAUACAGAUGCAUGAUUUGCUAGCACUUUUGGGUAGAGAAAUUGUUCGUAAAAAAUCCAUUCAUGAACCUGGGCAGCGCCAGUUUUUGGUUGAUGCUGGAGAUAUAUGCCAAGUACUACGUGAUGGUACACUAGGUAGUCGAAAUGUUAUAGGCAUAGAUUCAAAGUUGUUGGAGACGGGGUUGAAGAUAAGUGACAGAGUUUUUAAAAGAAUGCCCAAUGUCCAAUUCUUAAGAGUGAAAUAUCACAGUAAGCCAUAUCCUCACAGCAUAGAUCCCGUGACAUGUCUGCCCUCAAAUCUAAGAAUUUUGGAUUGGGAUUCUUUUCCGAUGACAUGCCUGCCUUCUAAUUUUAAUCCGGAGUUCCUGGUGGAAAUAAUCUUGACUAAAAGCAACUUCCUUGAGAAAUUGUGGGAAGGAAAUAAAACGAUUAGAAAUCUGAAAUUGAUGAAUUUGUCGAACUCCAAAAAUCUAAAGGAGCUUCCCGAUCUCUCAACUGCCACUAAUCUGCAAAGCUUGGAUCUUUCUGGUUGCUCAAGUCUAACUGAGCUCCCCUCUUCUAUGGAAAAUGUCACUACUCUCGAGGAAUUGUAUCUCACGAGCUGCUCACAUCUAGCUAAGCUCCCCUCUUCUUUUCUUCUAUCUUGUCUUAUAUAUUCCGAAAUGGAAAGUUACGACGAGGUAUUGUCUCUUUAUGGAUGCUCAAGUCUACGGGAGCUACCUUCUUCUAUUGGGAAUAUGACUAGGCUUCAAAAGUUCGAUCUUGAUGGAUGCUCAAGUCUUGUAGAGCUCCCCUCUUCCAUUGGGGAUUUAAUCAGACUGAAGACGUUGAAUCUUAAUGGAUGUUCAAGUCUUGUGAUGCUCCCCUCUUCCAUUGGGAAUAUGAAUAAUCUCAGGAAGUUGUAUCUCAAAAGAUGCUCAAAGCUAAAGGCCCUUCCGAUCAACAUCAACAUGAAAUCUCUUGAUGAGGUUGAUCUCACUGACUGCUCGUCAUUGAAAAGUUUUCCCGAGAUUUCCACAAACAUCAGCGUUCUAGAGCUCACUAGAACUUCAAUAGAAGAAUUACCUCGAUCAAUAAUGUCAUGGCCUCGUCUUCGUUGGUUAUACUUGAGCGAGACAAGAAUACAAGAAAUUGCUCCAUGGAUCAAGGAAAUGUCUCAUCUAAGUCGACUUGUAAUCAAGGGGUGCACGAAGCUGGUUUCUCUUCCACAGCUUCCGGACUCCUUAAAAUCCCUAGUCGCAGACAGUUGUGAGUCCCUCGAGAGACUGGAUUGCUCUUUCUACAAGACAAAGUUAGAAGAGCUCAGCUUUAUCAACUGCUUUAAACUGAAUCAAGAAGCAAGAGACCUUAUCAUCAAGACAUCGACAAGAGACCUGGCAGUUUUUCCCGGAGAAUCAGUGCCUGCAUAUUUCACGUACCGAGCCACCGGGAGUGCCCUGUCAUUGACGUGGAAUGGAUUAGAUACACAGUAUUUUCCUACAUCCUUGAGAUUUAAAGCUUGCCUCUUACUAGUUUAUAAAGGUGACGUUGUUGCUGAUGAUUGGGUCUUGGCUAAAAUAUCUUAUUGCAUCAAGGACAAACUCAAUGGUGUUAAACCAGCUGGUUAUUCUUCUCAAAGACGUGUCAAAUUGCCUCGAACUUCAGGGGAGCAUCUGUUCGUAUUCAAAAUUGAAGAAACUGUGAGUGCUCCCGAGUUAGUCUUUGAGUUCGAAUACACGGAAAACAAUUGGGAGAUUACAGAAUGCGGGCUACAUCCUCUGGAAACCUUGGCUCCCUCGUGUUAAUGGAAGUUGUGAAAAAAAAAAAACAACUCACAUUUUCACUGAUAACUUCUUUUUUGGAAAACCUUCCUUUCAAGUUGAUGUGCAUCUUUUGCUGUAUUUGUAUUAAGAUUAUCAUUGUGCUAUGUUGGGUUUGAGUACAAAUGUGCCGGCAUAUAUAUGUAAUGCAUGUAUGUGCAUAAUCAUAAUAAUGAUGCAUUCCUUUUAUAUCGUAAAUAUCAAGCAAACAAUUUGCUAUCA
Messenger RNA from Brassica rapa (field mustard), 5975 nucleotides. RefSeq names its product probable disease resistance protein RPP1. NCBI's taxonomy places the organism in Eukaryota, Viridiplantae, Streptophyta, Magnoliopsida, Brassicales, Brassicaceae. Gene Ontology annotation, molecular function: ADP binding; protein binding; ATP hydrolysis activity. The record is from RefSeq and is a predicted model, not a curated record. Gene Ontology annotation, biological process: defense response; signal transduction.